Molecule: messenger RNA, 222 nt
Organism: Paramecium tetraurelia
Lineage: Eukaryota; Ciliophora; Oligohymenophorea; Peniculida; Parameciidae
Exons: 2
Biological process (GO): retrograde transport, endosome to Golgi; intracellular protein transport
Cellular component (GO): endosome; retromer complex
Source: RefSeq, a predicted model, not a curated record
AUGAAAUAGGGUGAUGAUAAUAUCUCUGGAGUUGUUAAAGUAAGGAUUAACAAUUAAAAAUAAAUAAAGCAUUUGGGAAUCCGAGUUGAAUUGACUGGACACAUUGAAAUUCUCAAUGAUCAAAAAUAAAGUUCAGAUUUCAUGUCAAUAUCAAGAGAGUUGGAACCUUAAGGUUUAUUAUUUGAAGACUAGAUAUAUAAAUUUUUAAUUUUAAAACUUUGA